AUGUGGUGGGCCUCUCACAACUGGGAAGUGCUCUACCGACGGCGUCGGUCGUCUUCCGCCGCGGGAUCCCGCAUCGUGGACACCUUCAACGCCAUCGCCAAGGCCAUCUUUGGCACGCCGGCCGACCAGCAGGCCGAGGCCAAGGAGAAGCUGGCCAAGGAGACCCUGCCGGCCCAGCUGACCAACUUUGAGAAGCUGCUCGAGAAGAACGGCAGAAACGGCUUCUUCGUGGGCUCGAAACUGAGCUACACCGACGUCACCCUGUGGGUCGCGCUGCAGCUGGACUUCUCCAGGGUGGAGGGCAGCCGCGACCAGCUCCUGGGCGCCUUCCCGGCGGUGAAGAAGCUCGUCGACAGCGCCUGCGUCGCCCGCGACGUCCACUCCACCAAGGCCUAA
Acanthamoeba castellanii str. Neff is the source of this 396-nucleotide messenger RNA. RefSeq lists its product as uncharacterized. The record is from RefSeq and is a predicted model, not a curated record. The transcript has 3 exons. Lineage: Eukaryota; Discosea; Longamoebia; Acanthamoebidae. The coding region runs from base 1 to 396 and encodes 131 amino acids.